AUGGCUCGAUACCUGUGCCAAAUUUGCGACAACGUAGUGAUUUAUGGUGAGAGUCAUCCUUGCUUCUUUUAUAAGAAUGAUGACAACGUGUAUUCACUACCAGAACAUUGGAAGGACAGUUCUCGACAUUUAAGCCAAGCUGACCAACAAAACGAAAGAGAAAAUCCUGGGCUCAUAAAUUUAUCGCUGUUUCAAAAUAAUGAAGAAGUUAAGUCGCUUUUCUCAAAGGGAAACUGGUGUAGGACUUCUGCAGAGAGCUCCAACAAUGCACAAACACAGAAUCCUUGUGAUAUUUCAUAUUUUAAUCUUAUUUCAAACGUUGAGGUGAUUGAAAUCGAAGAAAUGAAUAAAAAUGCAUCUGUUACAGUUUCUUCAGAAAAUGUUGAAUCCCGUUACAGACCUGAAACUGACCAGUGCGAAACUUAUGAAAAAACGAUAGGUGUCAUCGGACCAAGUGGUGUUGACUUACAAAAGCAGAGAGUAUUAGAUGUAUCAGAUCUCAUGCAUGCAACAGCUAAAGAAGAAUGCAAAAUGCCACUUGAAGAGAGCAAAUGGCAGUGUUUCAAUAACGAGAAAAAUAUUUUUAUGAAUUCAAAAGAAUGUGUUAUUAAAAAAGCUCAUUCAGAUAGUAAUAAUAUUUCUGGAACAGAGAAUCUGAUUGUGAAUCCUGAUGUCUCACCAGGAAGUAAGGAGCCAAGAAAUGGCAAGAUACAUGAAUCACAGGGCGCAAGUGAUGAACAUAUCUCACUAGAAGUGCACUUUCAUAGUCAAAAUAAUAAGAAGAAAAUUACUAGCAAAGCGAAAGAAGAUAUUUCUUCUAAAACACAUGACAAUGCUGUGGCUGAAUCUUCCGGGGUCUGUCCUCGUAAGAACAAAUUUCCUAAGAGCUGCAGUAGGAAAGAUACUAUUAAAACCCAUCAUCGAACACAUGCUGGCGACAAGCCCUUCAUGUGCAAUACAUGUAAUAAACAAUUCUCUUCCAAAUCAGAUUUCAACAGACAUUACAGAAUUCAUACUGGAGAAAAACCUUAUGUAUGUGAUAUAUGCGGGCAAAAAUUUAAUCGGAAAGAAAAUCGCGACAGACAUUAUCGAACCCACACCCGUGAUAAACCGUAUGUAUGUGAUAUAUGCGAAGAAAAAUUUAAUCAGAAAAGACAACUCGACAGUCAUUAUCGAACCCACACUGGUGACAAGCAUUUUGUUUGUGAUGACUGUGAAAAAGUUUUUACAUUAAAGUAUAGUCUAAAGAGACAUAUGCAGAGUCACACAGGAGAAAAACCUUAUAAAUGCCCAGUUUGUGGAAAGACAUUCACGAGAAGCAGCCAUUGCAAGAGUCAUCAAAGGAGAAAGCACCAGUAA
Molecule: messenger RNA, 1359 nt
Organism: Argiope bruennichi
Lineage: Eukaryota; Metazoa; Arthropoda; Arachnida; Araneae; Araneidae
Product: zinc finger protein 263-like
Exons: 1
Coding region: 1-1359 (452 amino acids)
Biological process (GO): regulation of DNA-templated transcription
Molecular function (GO): RNA polymerase II cis-regulatory region sequence-specific DNA binding; DNA-binding transcription factor activity, RNA polymerase II-specific
Source: RefSeq, a predicted model, not a curated record